AGCAUAGUUGGGUUAUUCAUCGUUGCCAUUUGCUGGGGGUUCACUAACCCAUUCAUCAAGUCAGGCAGUAAGGGAUUGGAAGCAGUGAGCCUCAAGCAUGCAUCUAGUUCCUGGUGGACAAGACAGGCAGCGGAACUGUGGUUUCUUGUGAAUCUCAGUGGAUCGACAGUUUAUUAUUACACGUUAGGAGAUGCCGACAUUUCACUAGCAGUGCCUAUUACAAACUCAUUAACACUGGCAUUGACAGUAUUAUCUGGAAUAGCGCUUGGAGAGUCGUUUGGAUCAUGGCGACGGAUACUCGGGAUGGGAUGCGUAUUUGUAGGGGUGACAUUGUGUGUCAGUUCUAAAUUGUCAUCGCAAUGA
Messenger RNA from Batrachochytrium dendrobatidis JAM81, 363 nucleotides. RefSeq lists its product as uncharacterized. Lineage: Eukaryota; Fungi; Chytridiomycota; Chytridiomycetes; Rhizophydiales. The record is from RefSeq and is a predicted model, not a curated record. The transcript has 3 exons. The annotation marks the transcript as partial.